Malurus melanocephalus (red-backed fairy wren) is the source of this 3385-nucleotide messenger RNA. RefSeq names its product MINDY lysine 48 deubiquitinase 4 (gene MINDY4). NCBI's taxonomy places the organism in Eukaryota, Metazoa, Chordata, Aves, Passeriformes, Maluridae. The record is from RefSeq and is a predicted model, not a curated record. Gene Ontology annotation, biological process: protein K48-linked deubiquitination. Gene Ontology annotation, molecular function: cysteine-type deubiquitinase activity; K48-linked deubiquitinase activity. The transcript has 17 exons. The coding region runs from base 1 to 2265 and encodes 754 amino acids.
AUGUGGCACCCAACAGAACCAAGAGUCAAAGAUUUGGUGACUGAGCCUUUUCCUUCUCAGGGUUUGAAGAAAACCAUCACCACCAUGGACCGGGAGCUUCCCCGCUCUGCCCUCAGCAUCAACAACAGGAAUGAGCUCCGGAAUGUGCUGCACCUGCACUCGCUGUACAAACACAACAAGGCAAAGGAAAACCCACUGAAAACACUGCUGGAAAUUAUUACUAAUUACUUCCUGGAGCACCGGGGGACUUCCAGGAGCAGCGGUUCCAGCUCUGCCCUGUCAACUCCUCAGAGUAAGAGCUCAGCAUCCCAUCCUCCCGAGCUCCCCGAGGAGGAUCACGGGAAUGCCAAUGCCCUGGAUGAGAGCAAAACUCAGGCCUCCAGACAUGAUGUUGAGAAUCCGCUGGAUAAAAACCUUCCAGCCAGAAAACAUCAGCACAGAAGUGAAAAAUGCCACACAGGGACAACACACAGCAGUAACCUACCCUCUGCUUGGGACAAAAAAUUGAAAGACAGCCAAGAGGAUUCAAAAGCAGCUGCAAUUUCUGAGGAGCUGAAGCCCRCAGGGAAGGAGAAGUCAAGGCCCAGGGCUGGUCUGGUUGCCAGGGGAAUGAUGGCUGGACCAGUGGCAAGUCCACCAGAGGAUCCCCAAAAAAGGAGGCUUUCCAAACGAUCCACGAGCAUCAGCAGCUCAGCCCAGCUCAGGUCUGAAGAGCACGAGGAACAUGACCCAAAUGUCCCAAGUGCUGAUUUUCAGGAAAACAAAGGAUCUCCAGCAAAAUYCAGUGUGGAAUUUGCAUCAAAGACUAUGCCCAGCUCACACACCAGUUCUGCCUCUGAAAAACCGAGGAGCGUCCCCAAAGAUCCAGAUGAUUUUUUCUCCAAGCUGCAGUCUGAGAGGGAGAGGAGCAAGGCAGAAGAAAGAAAAUCCCUUCCAAGCUUUUGUGCAAACAGCAGUGAGAAAAGCCUUAAAGUGAGUGCCCCUCACAGACAUUCAGGGGCUGGGAGAGAAAAGAAGGAAAGAUCCCUCAAGAAAACUGAGAGUCGCUUGUCAGGCCACAGGAAGUCUCCAACAUCCAUGGGCUAUAAAGAAGACCAGAUGAAAGAAGUCCUAGAAUUGGUUGAUGUUGAGGAUGAAGAGACACCUGGAGAAGUUAAUAAGACCCCAGAUCUUUCAACACUCUACAUGCUUCAAAUAGUGUCAAAGGCCAUUGAUAUUUCUCUGGCAAAAGAAUUAAAAAAUCUACUGUUUGGCUCUAGUCUUUGUUGCUUCAGCGAAGAAUGGAAAAUCCAGAGUUUUACAUUUAACAACAUCCCCCAGCUAAAAUACGGYAUUGUGCAGAAAAAGGGUGGCCCUUGUGGAGUUCUGGCUGCAGUCCAAGCCUGUGUCCUGCAGCAGCUGAUCUUUGCAGACAGCAACAGGAACAAAGACACCCGCUGUCUCCAGCCCUCAGAAGCUCACAGGACCAAGUGCCUGUGCUUGGCUCUCGCUGACGUUCUGUGGCGYGCGGGGAGCCACGAGAAAGCCAUCGUGGUGCUGCCGUCAGGAAGACAGCAGUUCACUCCCACAGGAAAAUACAAGGCAGAUGGAAUCCUAGAAACUCUGAUACUUCAUAGUGCCACAAGAUAUGAGGAUUUGAUUGUGUUCCUUCAGCAGAACAUUCACCAGUUUGAAAUUGGUCCCUAUGGGUGCAUCCUCCUGACUGUGUCUGUCAUCUUAUCGAGAUCCAUCAACCUGGUGCGCAAUGACUUUGAUGUGCUCACGAACCGCCUGAUUGGCAGCCAUGGCUACUGCACUCAGGAAUUGGUGAACUUGCUUCUGACUGGCAAAGCUGUGUCCAAUGUUUUCAACAACGUGAUCGAGCUGGACUCUGGCAAUGGCAACAUCACCAUUCUGAAGGGCAUCACCAGCCGYAGUGAUAUCGGUUUGCUGUCCCUCUUUGAGCACUAUGAUGUCUGUCAGGUUGGCUGUUACCUGAAGACCCCCAAGUACCCMAUUUGGCUGGUCUGCAGUGAAAGCCACUUCAGUGUGCUCUUUUGUCUGGAAAAGGAUUUGCUCAGUGACUGGAAAGCAGGACGGAGGUUUGAUCUCUAUUACUACGAUGGYUUGGCCAACCAGGACGAAGAAAUACGGUUGACAGUGGAUACAGCUCAGGUGUGCCCUGAAAAUAAGGAAAACGAUCUUACUCCUCCACUUGAGCACUGUAUUAGGACAAAGUGGCAAGGAGCUGUCAUCGACUGGAACGGCACGGAGCCCAUCUUGUGACCGAUCCGACCCGCACUUUCUUUGGGGAGGCCAGCAGGAAAUGACUGAAUCAGCACAGUCCUAUUCCCACCAGUGCAGGAAACAGGACAGUUUGAGAUGAGGGAGAAUGACAUGGCUUCCAGGCUGGCAGAGUUUCACCUCUGUCGCCUCGUGCUUCGGGUAUUUUGCGUAUAAUAUAAACACCCCUGACGUCAAUUCCUUGUCACUGCCUUUAGCAUGAAGCUCCCGAGGGCAGGCCGGGUUCCCACCACCAAAUCAAGGUCACAGAUGGAGCAGUGAAGUCAUCAACGUCCCCUUGAGGUCUCUUUCUUGAUCCACUCCAUAUCCUGUGAUUGUUUGGAAGCAUCUGAUGGGAGAUGCUGAACCCAGGUUCCUCUCACUUCGCAGCCUUCUCUGUCCUUCCUUGUUCUUCCUUGACAAAGCUCCAGUACCACUAGGAAACAUCAUCCAAGGAAUAUAUAAUCACCUCGUUACCUGGUAUUAGCAAGCCUAAUUUUGCACUAAAUAGGUUGGUGACCAUCUGGGCUUUCAGGGAAAGCCUGACCUGUACCGAGCUCUCGUUGUGUUCUAAAUUUGCAGUGGGGGUCGUGGUUGUGUGUUACCAAAAUACUCCCAUUAGUAAUUCCUAGUGCUGGGUGCAGUCGGUGUGUAGCAGUGCCUCGUGCUGAUAUGGCUCAUUUUUCUUGCUGAUAAGAGGCAGCUGUAUCAGUAUCUUUACAUUUCUACUGUUAUUUCUACACCAGGAUUUAUUUACACCCGAGUGACAGGUCAGAUCUGCGGUUUGCUUCUUCGUAAAUACAAGAAAAGAGAAGAGUUGUUGGUGUUGAAAUUCAAACCGUGCCUAUCUGUGAUAGAUCAAACCAGUAUCCAUGGCUGAAUAAAGUGCAUGUGCUGGAAUGAGGUACUGUGGGGAUGGGUCCUGAGGUACUGAAGCCACAGUUUGUAUUCUGAUUAAUUCUGUUUUAGCAAAACUUUACCAAAAUUGGAACGGGUUACUCUACGGAAGGUUGGAAAAAAUGCCUUGGAAAAAAAAGCCAGAUCAAUGGUGUUUCUAGAGUUAUUCCUCUCUCUUGAGAGUGAAUGUUUCAUGAGAGUUCAAUAAAGGACUUUUGUUUUCUGA